Clunio marinus is the source of this 804-nucleotide messenger RNA. The record is from the annotation of a GenBank genome assembly. NCBI's taxonomy places the organism in Eukaryota, Metazoa, Arthropoda, Insecta, Diptera, Chironomidae.
AAUCAUUCAGUGUUCAAUCACCAAUUGUGUAAUAUCAUUUACUUAAUCCUUUCUUUAUUUUCCGAAGAAAUGUCAUUCAAAUUCAUUGUUUUCUGCGCUCUUGUGGCUGUGGCCAAGGCUGGAGUUAUUGCUCAACAACCCAUCGCCUACACUCAACCAAUUGCUUAUGCACAACCAGCUUUAGCUGUGCAAAAGACUCUCGUACAUGCUCAACCAGCUUAUGUUGCAAAGAACGUUGAAGAAUAUGAUGCAAAUCCUCAAUACACUUUCUCAUACGACAUUCAUGAUGGACUCACUGGUGACGCUAAAUCACAAACUGAAUCACGAGAUGGUGAUGUUGUCAAAGGACAAUAUUCUUUGGUCGAAGCUGAUGGAACUCGUCGUAUUGUUGACUACACUGCUGACCCUGUCAAUGGAUUCAACGCUGUUGUACACAAAGAAGGUGUCGCACAUACAGCUGCUGUUGUUGCUAAAAUCGCUCAACCUGCCAUCGUUGCCAAAGCUCUCAUCCCAGCCGUUCAAAAGACAAUCUAUGCUCAACCAGCAGUCGCUUACCACCAGGCUCAACCAGCUUAUGUCAAACACUAUUAAAUUUCAUAGAUUUACAUAAAUAUAUCUACCUGAACCUCAUCUCAUCUUAGUUUUGAUCUUAUUAAAGUGAUAAAAAUUCUCUUUUAAAUUCCCAUUGAAUCAUUCCAGUUGAUUUAAAAUUAUUAAAAUUCACAUUAUCAUGUAGUUGAGGUAGAACAAGACAAGACAAGACAUAAAAAAAGAAAUAAAAUUGAAAAGUUAUUUAAGUGAAAA